UAGUAAUAUUAUUGGGUCCUGCGACGCCGGUUGACGUCACAAAAAAACAUUAAAAUAUUCGCAUCUUCCUUCUUCUCUUUUUCUCUUCAUCUUCCUCCUUCCACACCUAACCAUUAUUAUUAUUCAUUUCAUUUUCAGUUUUUCAAGUUCACCGUGUGAAAGAUUUUCUUUUCUUUUUAAUGGAUUUGAAUUCUGGUUAUGAAGAAGAACUUCAACAAAACCAAAGGUUGCUUCGUUUUCGCUCUACAACGAGCUCAUCUAGUUAUCGAGAAUUCAGGGACAAUAAUCCUUUAAGUAAUACAAAUUCUUCUGGUGCAAGUUCAAGCAUGCUUGUUGGUUCUUCUAUGGGAAUGAGAAUGGAUCAGCCAAGUAGUUCUUCUGCUGGUCAUUUCUCCAACAAUAUCAUCUCCUUUCAAAAUGGUUAUGACACUAUGAAAGGAGUUGAAAACUAUGAUGGAGUGAAUGAAAGUGAUGGCGAACUUACUCUAUCUAUGAGCAUAUUGAAGAAUCAAAUCGGAUUCUCAACAAGAAACCCUUCUUCGUUGGGAACAUUAUCACAGAAUUCCAAAAUGGGUGAGGGUCAUAAGUUAUUUUAUGAUUAUAAUGAUCAGAAUGUAGAGAUGGGAAAUCAAGUUGAUACAUUAUCACAUCACAUGAGUUUGCCAAGAAAGUCAUCAGAAAUGUUUGUUAUGGAGAAUUUACAUCAGUUCCCCGAUUCUUCUAUUCCUAGUACUAGUAGUAGUAUUAGAGCAAAGCGAGGCUGCGCAACGCAUCCUAGAAGCGUCGCGGAAAGGGUAAGAAGAACUCGAAUAAGCGAACGAAUGAAAAAGUUGCAAGAGCUUGUUCCAAAUACUGACAAGCAAACUUGCACAUCAGAAAUGUUGGAAUUGGCUGUAGAGUAUAUUAAAGAGCUUCAAAAACAAUUAAAGAUUAUGAGUGCAAAAAGAGCUAAAUGCAGAUGCAAAAAUCAGAAAUGAAUCAACUUGGGUUUCAAUUAUGCAGACAAUAAAUCAAAUGGUUAAGUUGUAAUUUUGUAUACAAAAGUUCUAGGGUAGUCAUUUUAGUUUUUACACUGUGUUAUGUUAUUUUCCCCUACAGAUAUGAACAUUUUUAGAGAA
This is a messenger RNA of Lathyrus oleraceus (garden pea), 1118 nucleotides long. Its product is annotated as transcription factor bHLH130. Gene Ontology annotation, biological process: regulation of transcription by RNA polymerase II. The transcript has 5 exons. The record is from RefSeq and is a predicted model, not a curated record. Gene Ontology annotation, cellular component: nucleus. Gene Ontology annotation, molecular function: DNA-binding transcription factor activity, RNA polymerase II-specific; protein dimerization activity; RNA polymerase II cis-regulatory region sequence-specific DNA binding. NCBI's taxonomy places the organism in Eukaryota, Viridiplantae, Streptophyta, Magnoliopsida, Fabales, Fabaceae. The coding region runs from base 180 to 977 and encodes 265 amino acids.